This is a messenger RNA of Saccostrea echinata, 5260 nucleotides long. Its product is annotated as TBC1 domain family member 16-like. Lineage: Eukaryota; Metazoa; Mollusca; Bivalvia; Ostreida; Ostreidae. Gene Ontology annotation, biological process: activation of GTPase activity. Gene Ontology annotation, molecular function: GTPase activator activity. The record is from RefSeq and is a predicted model, not a curated record. The transcript is spliced from 11 exons. Gene Ontology annotation, cellular component: early endosome. The coding region runs from base 115 to 2976 and encodes 953 amino acids.
AUUAUUUUUUCUUGGUUUUUCGACGCUAAUUAGAAACGAAAAAGCAGAACCAUGUCCUUGUGGUACUGGUGACGUUAACAUCAAGUCUUUGUCCUUGUAAGGGGAUAUAUCCAGAUGGAUUCUAUAAUGGCUCUAGGAUCCAUUUUCAAGAAGGCCACGACUUUACUUGGUAUUGGCACCGACCAACUCAAGCCACCGCCACUUGAUGGGGAAAUCAUCUACUGUAAAAACAAUGUGUGUGUUCAUCCGCCAGCAACUCUCGCCAUGGAAAAUGAAGAGCAUCACCCAGGCUACUUAACCUUGAGGUCACAGAAUGAUGAUGAUGAUAAUGGACCCACAUUGAUUCUGACAUGGAUACCAAAUUCUUCCUUGAAAAAGAACCCAAAAAGCAUUGAGAGCCCAAACAGGUCAUAUGCCACAACACCAAGCCCAAAAAGAACUCCUAGACAAGAGUAUGCCCGAAAACAGGUCACAACCCCCUCCCCAAGCAGUUCUCCAAGGGGGUCAUGCGUGUCUGUGGGCAGUGAUGCAUGUGAACAGUUUUAUAUGGGCAAAGGCCCAGUUAAAAACAAGAAAAAACAGAGCAUCGACAAUUCCAGUAUGAAUUCAGAAAUUUCUAUGGGAUCCAGGGAGGACUGUUUAGAUAGCUGGUCUCAGCUGGAGGAAAUCAACAGGAAGUUGAGCACUAGUAAUAAAUCCCAAACCGAUUCCGGUAUUGAUACAGAGGACGUUCUGCAAAAUAAUGAGAAAAAUAUUCCUAAAAAAUGUCAGACUGUUGGUAGAAAUGUCAAUGACUUGCAUAUUGAGAAAGAUAGUAACACAGAAUUGAAAACUGACAAUAGAAAUGGUGCGGAGGAAGACAUUUCUUCUUCAGACACAACAGAUGGUCUCACUGCUGAAGAAAAAAUGGCAGCCCUGUUAAAGAGGAAUAAACUCCAUGCUAAAGCUAAAAAUAGACUGGAGUCUAAUAAAUCAGUAAGCAUCGAAAUGGAUGGUGAUAAUUUGGUUGUUGUUACAGAGGAAAUUGAUAAACCACAGUCAAUGAACAUAGACAAAUAUAUAACUGACAAGAACCUAAAUAAAAAUGAGAGUAAAUUUGACACCAGCUCUAGUUCACAAUCAACAGACGCAGAAGGAAUUAGUCUGAGUUCUGAUUCGACGCAUCCAAGUCCCUCAGGUGCUCACUAUAACAGAAUGAUUGAUGAUCUUCGAGACGGUCUCUCUACUCAUGACAAUGGCUCGAGUACCUGUGACAGCUCUGAAACAGUAACAGAGGGAACAGCAAAACCAUCAACAAGGACCAAUGUUCCCAAAGACCUAAACUUGAACACUAAUGCCAGCAGCGAUGGCUAUUAUUCAGUUCCAUCUUUGACGACCCCUGACAUCUCUGUGACUCGAUGUCGACAUUCCUCCUCCUCAUCCUCCCUGACGUCAGGACCAGACUCGGAACCACCCAGUGAGGGGGAAUCUCCUCCCCUGUCUCCCACAUGGAACAAGUCCCCGGACUCACCGAGCAGUGAAGGAUCAGUCCAAGUGUCCCACAACAUGACGUUUCCCCACAGCUCUGUGUCGUAUGCCAUGGGGUCACAAGAAAAGAGGAGCGCUAAGGACCAGAUGUGUGGGGUCUUCUCUGUAGAUCUUGGUCAGAUGAGGUCUCUCAGACUGUUUUACUCCGACCCUUACUGCACCAGAGGACAAGUGGUUAUAGCCAGCAGAGAGAGUCAGUAUAAAAUCCUACACUUCCAUCACGGAGGUCUAGACAAGCUGGCAGAAAUCUUUGAAGACUGGAAUCUGUUUGCCAAGUUGAAAGAUAAGAAAAACAAGGAGAAUGAGGGCCAGUAUAAACAGUUUCUGAUCGUGAGGCCACACCUUACAGAUGAACAGUGUCAUCCGGAGGAAGGCAUCUACAACAUGGUGAAUGAGGAGGAAUGGAAGAUCCACAUGACAAGUGAUGGAAGAAUAGAGGAAGAUUAUCAACUCAGGAAGCAUAUAUUCUUUGGUGGACUAGACCACCACUUGCGACACGAGACCUGGCCAUUCCUCCUCCAUUACUACCCCUGGGAUUCCACAUUUGAGGAGAGGGAAGCCAUCAGGAAUGAUCGGUACAUUCAGUAUCAAGACAUCAGAAAAAUGAGGGAAGACAUGACUCCUGAAGAGAGAGAACAGUUCUGGAGGAAGAUACAGUCAACUGUGGAGAAGGAUGUAGUCAGAACUGACCGUAGUCAUCCAUACUUCAAAGGAGACGAUAAUCCUAAUAUAGAGGUUCUUCAGAACAUCUUGCUGAAUUAUGCAGUGGCCAAUCCAAGGAUGGGUUACACCCAAGGAAUGUCAGACCUGCUGGCCCCUGUAUUGGCCGAGAUUCAGAAUGAAGUGGAUGCCUAUUGGUGUUUUACGGGUCUGAUGCAGGGGACCAUAUUUGUCAGCUCUCCAAAGGACAGUGACAUGGACAAACAACUUAAUUACCUAAGAGAGUUGCUAAGGUUAAUGCAGAAUGAAUUCUACAUGCACCUGCAACGUCUGGGUGAGGACGCGAUGGAAUUAUUAUUUUGCCACAGGUGGAUAUUGUUGUGCUUCAAGAGGGAAUUCCCUGAGACGGAUGCCCUGAAGAUCUGGGAGUCCUGCUGGUCUCAUUAUCAGACGGACUAUUUCCACCUCUUUAUAUGUGUGGCUAUUGUUUGUAUCUAUGGUGAUGAUGUCAUAGACCAGGGCCUCCCCUCAGAUGAAAUUCUCCUCCACUUCAGCAGUCUUGCCAUGCAUAUGAAUGGUCAGCUUGUUCUCAGAAAGGCUAGAGGACUCCUGCAUCACUAUCGAAAAUUACCCAGAAUCCCUUGCACAUUGCAUGGUUUAUGCUCACUGUGUGGGCCUGGAAUGUGGGACAGUGGACAUGUGCCCAUUGUGGAGUGUGUGGGCAAUCACAAAGAUGACAUAUGUCCCUACAACAGCAACCCAGGAUCACCUGUCCACACGAUGAACUGAUUUAAAAAAAACAAAAAAACUAUUCCAUGGCAUUUCAUCUGAAUCCAGAAAAUCAGUUUGCUUAAUUUGGUGACUCUUUCAACCCAUUUGGCUAUACAAUAUCACACCUGGGUGUUUUUUAAAGAAAGAUAUUACUUACCUGUAUUUCUGAAUCAACAAACGAUACUUGGGAUAGAAAUAUUUAAAAUUUGUUGUAAAGCAGACUGACUCUAGGGUCAUUCAUAUGCCCCUUCAUUUGUCAUUUAAUUUGCACUAUUUGUUUUUUUUUCUAUUUACCCAGAAUUUGCAUUGAAUCUCUGAAACCUAUUGCUUAAAUACAUCAAUGUUCAUUGAUUUUUUCAGCAUUGGUGCAAUAAUUAUAAUUAUCAUGGUUACAAACUGUAUGCUUCAUUAAGUUUUAUUUUUGUUCUUAGAUGUGUCAUAUUAUAACUCUUUAAUGCAAAUGUUUACAAGAAUUGUUUAUCUUGAUUUGGGUAUACAAUAGUGCAAUAUACAUGUACCUUUACCACAUUUUAAUCAUGUAAAUAUCUUUCUGCGGAUAUUGUACAUUGUGAUCAUGUUUUGAUGUAGUUGUUAGUCUAAAUAUUAUUUUUUUUUCAGAACUUAGGGAUUUGAAAUUAUUGGUGCUUUCAGAUCAAGAAUUAAUCAUUUUUUCCUGGCAUUAUAGAUAAUAAUACAUGCAGUAAAGUCACUUCAUCCUACAUGUAAUAAAUUCAGAUAUUAAUACCAUGGUACUGAUGGUAGUAUGACAGAUAGUUGUAGUGUUGAACUACAAGUUAGAAUGCUAUACUUAUUAGAUGUUAUGUUUUAGUAGAGUAGCAAAGAAUGAUAGGAUUUGGGGAGCUUUAUGUAACAGGAGUAAACUAGACAUUAGUACAUGUUCAGUAUAGUUUCAGUAAGCAUUUCAAUAAUGGUUGUUAUGGGAUAUUAUUCUCUUUAAAAGACAUUUGUGCGUUUAUUUUUUGCAUUUAUUUUCUGUGGAAUUCUAAAGAAGAUGGGCGAACAAAGCAAGCGAAAUGCCUAUAGUGCAACAAACAUGCAGGUGAAAAAUUAAAUCUCAAUCAUACAAAAUUUUCCUUGAUAUUUCACUUAACAUUAAAGUAUACUUUAUGUAAAAUCUCCACAAUUUGCAAAAAUCUCAAAGAAUGAAACUAUUUGCCUAUGAAAUGCAUACACACACUAGAGUAUAUGUAAAAAGGAUCAUUUUCUCAUACUAUAACACAGUUUUUUAAUAUGAGUGGGUCUUUGUGCCAUUUUUUUUUAAAGUUAAUCCUUAAGUUUGCGUAAAAAUAAACAUUUUUGUUUAACAGAAACAUGGAGCAAAGACCCAUUAUAUCUAAAAAUAUUCUUUUAUGACACAACAUUCGCAUCUUUCUGAGAAAUAAUCGAAGUCCAUUUAGUCAAGGGUCAUAUCACAAACAUGAUUUAAAUGCCACUAUUCAUCAGGGACUUGUGUAAUGUAGUGGUUAGCAUGUUAGUUUCAAAAGAAAAUAAUACUCAGGAUUUUUAUUGCCAGGGUUCGAACCCCACAAAUACCACAUUAAUUUUUAAUAACAGAAUAAUUUUUGCCGAGAAAAUUUACCUCAGAAAACUUUUGUUUAUCAUAAUUUCAUAAAUAUCAAUAAUGAGAACUUUACUCUAGAUACUAAAUUCACUAACUGAGUAUGAUUUUUACAUAUCCGAAGCUGAAGGCAUCCUGUACGCCUUGUUCACCCAUCUCAUUUGUAUUAAGGUUUUUUUUUUUAUUUGUUUGUCCUUUUGUAUUUGUUUGAUUGUUUCUUCUUCCAAAGUAAUUAAGUACCGGUAAGUUGGAAUCGAAUGUAAAAAGAUUAAAGUGUGUGAUUAUAAAGUGUCUAUAAGGAGGUUGGGUGGUUAAAAAAAUUACCCACAGAUCCACCUUAACAUAGGGAAUAGGAUUUUUAAGCCACAAACUAUUAUUUAGUGAAGAAAAAAAAUUAAUGCAAUUUGCUUCUUCUUUUUUUAUAUAUACCGGUAUAGAGCUCUUCUUUUCCUAGAGGUUUAAAUAGUCUUAAAAAUGGUCCUAUAUAACUCCUAAAUUAACCAUAAACCAACUUUUCUUAACAGAUACUUUAUUUUGUCAUGAGAGCUUUUCUUUUCAAAUAACUUGUGUGAAUUAAAACAUUAAUUUCUUGAAAUAAAUAUAUUUCUACAAAAAGUAUCCAGGUUCUCAUAAACUGAAAUCAAACAUUUAUUUGAAUAUAUUUGGAAGGUUUUUCAACUGAAAUAAUGCAUUUUCUCAUACCUAAAUACAGACACAAUGUAU